AUGAAGAGAUAUACUAAUACAGAAGAUUCAGCAGAGGAUUUAACUACUUACUGGGGUAGACUCAAGCAUUUUCAAAAUAUCAUAAGUCCUGCGUAAUGGCUUAGUAUUAUCAUAGCAAUAUUUUUUAUUCUCCUGAACAAUUAAGUGAAUACGGAAAGAUUUUAGAAAGCGUUGACAAAGAUCCUUCAAUCAGGACUAAAUACACAGAUUAAUAAUUGUGGAAAAUGAGAUAUGUUGUGGAUUCAAACAUUCACCCUUAAUUGAAAGAACCUGUAAAUAUUCUUUUCAGAACUUCAACAUUUGUUCCUGUAAAUGUUCCUUUAGCAUUUGGAUUAGCUGUAUUACCCCCAACAGUAAUUCUUCUUUUCAUUCAUAGCCUAUCAACCAAUUACUAGCUCAAUCUGCUAAUCAAACUUAUAACUUUAUGUUUAAUUAUUGUAAUAGAAAUGCAUCUAAUGUAUUUUCCAAUGAAAUGUUAGCAUGUAAAAUCUAAUCCUAUCCUUAGUCUCCUAUGGUGGAGCAGUAUCAUCAGCUGUAGUUGGAAGUUUAGGAACAUCUUGGCUCUUCAAGAAACUAAAUGCACCUGCACUUCUCAUUAGAGUAAAUAUAUCGCUCAUUCAAUUUAAAGGCCUGUCCCUUAUUUGGUGUUCUGAUUGCUAACACAUUCAAUCUUUUUUUCGCAAGAUAUCCUGAUUUUUAAAAGGGAAUUCAAGUUUUCGAUGAUGAAACCUAAGAACCCUUACCAGGAUUAUCUAAAGAGGCUGGUAAAUUCAUCAGUUACUAUUUUUUUAAGCAAAAAUUGCAUUCUUUAGAACACUUGUUACUAGAUAUAUAUUGCCAUUGCCCAUGUUUAUUCCACCCAUUGUCAUUUACUAUAUGAAAUAAGCAAAAUGUUAUCCUUAAGGGAGAGCAAUAGGCUUAGCACUCGACUUAAGUAUUUUCAUUAUAGUAACUAGGUUUGUCCGGAUUUUUCUUAUAUUGUGGUCUUUCUGUUGGAAUAGGAAUAUUCCCAUAAUAUUUAAAGGUUAAUCCAACCGAUCUGGAAUCAUAAUAUUAGAAUUUAACAAAUAGCAAAGGAAAUAAGAUUAAGACUAUCGUUUUUAAUAAAGGAUUAUGA
Paramecium octaurelia is the source of this 1117-nucleotide messenger RNA. Lineage: Eukaryota; Ciliophora; Oligohymenophorea; Peniculida; Parameciidae. The record is from the annotation of a GenBank genome assembly.